GACAGCGCGAGAUGGAGUGAUCAGGUCUCAGAGGCCGAAGAAGAAGCAGCCGCCAUAGAACAGGAGGAGGCUAGACGACUGGAGGAGGAAAGCCGCGCGCAGCAGCAGGCGGCUGCCCAGAAUGAGCAGCAGCAGGAAGAGGCCGAGGCUACUCCAGAGGCCGAGGCUUCUCCCAGCAACAGCCAGCCGAUUCCGGAGGAAGCCGCAGAAAGGCCUCCCGAGGAUGAAGAGGACGACGAAGCAGAGGGCAUGCGGGAAGAGCCUGCGCAGCAGGUGGAGGAGGAGCAGGAGGAUCCGGAACAGGUGGAUCGUCAGCAGGAGGAGGCUGAAGAUGCGCCUGAGGAGAUGGAGGAUGACGAGUAUCCUCCGCAGGAAGAUGAGGAGGAAGCAUACCAGGAGGUAGAGCCCGUCGCGGAGGAGCGAGACGAGGAAGCGGUGCCCUCCCCGAAGGCGGUCUUGCAGAGCCAUCGGGACGCAGUGCUCAAAGACGCUCUGGAACUGGCGAGGAAACUGCGCGAGCUU
Messenger RNA from Symbiodinium pilosum, 522 nucleotides. Lineage: Eukaryota; Dinophyceae; Suessiales; Symbiodiniaceae. The record is from the annotation of a GenBank genome assembly.